CUGAGGGGCGGCCAUCUUGGGUCCGUGAGGCUCGGAGGUGCCGGGAGCGGAGGUGUCGGCGGCCACCGGGAGGAGGCUGAGGCGGAAAGCGAGCCCGAGAGAGAAGAGCAGCCAGGCGCAGGCGCCGCCUCCGCAGCCCCCUCCAUGGUCGGCGCCCGCAGCCCGCGGCGACCUGUCUUAUACCCCACCUCCUCCACAUCCUCCUCCUCUUCAGGGGCCCCCAGCGGCGCUGUGUGGAGGCUCCGGAUCUGAAAUCCGCGGCGCGACGGGCGGGGACGGAGGAGGAGGCGAGGGGGUCCCGGCCCGCGGGGCGCCCUGAGGCGCGGGGACGCCUGCGGGCCGACCCACAGCCCGCCGCCGCCGCUGCUGCCGUCGGCCCGGCCCCGACACUGCCACCCGCGGGGCUCCUCGGCGCGGCCGCCGGGGCCGGGGAAGCAUGAGCCCCGCGACCCGCCGGGGGACGGCCCGGGCCCGGCCCGGGAUCUAGACGGCCGUGGGGGAGGGGAGCCGCCCUAUCGCGGCGCCGCUCCAGAACCGCCGGGCGCUCGACGCCGCCGUCGCCGGCCCCCGAGGGCCGCGCUGUUUUGUUUCACCCUCGCGUCGUGCAGAAGCGAAGUGAAGUAAAAUGUCCACUAGGACCCCGUUGCCAACGGUGAAUGAACGAGACACUGAGAACCACACGUCACAUGGAGAUGGGCGGCAAGAAGUUACCUCUCGCACCGGGCGCUCUGGAGCACGGUGUAGAAACUCUAUAGCUUCCUGUGCAGAUGAACAACCGCACAUCGGAAACUACAGACUGUUGAAAACAAUCGGCAAGGGGAAUUUUGCAAAAGUGAAAUUGGCAAGACACAUCCUUACAGGCAGAGAGGUUGCAAUAAAAAUAAUUGACAAAACUCAGUUGAAUCCAACAAGUCUACAAAAGCUCUUCAGAGAAGUAAGAAUAAUGAAGAUUUUAAAUCAUCCAAACAUAGUGAAGUUAUUUGAAGUCAUUGAAACUGACAAAACACUCUACCUAAUCAUGGAGUAUGCAAGUGGAGGUGAAGUGUUUGACUAUUUGGUUGCACAUGGAAGAAUGAAGGAAAAAGAAGCAAGAGCUAAAUUUAGACAGAUAGUGUCUGCAGUCCAGUACUGCCACCAGAAGCGGAUCGUUCACAGAGACCUCAAGGCUGAAAAUCUAUUGUUAGAUGCUGAUAUGAACAUUAAAAUAGCUGACUUUGGUUUUAGCAAUGAAUUUACUGUUGGCAGUAAACUGGAUACGUUUUGUGGCAGUCCUCCAUAUGCAGCCCCAGAGCUCUUCCAGGGCAAGAAAUAUGAUGGGCCGGAAGUGGACGUGUGGAGCCUGGGUGUCAUCCUUUACACUCUGGUCAGCGGGUCACUCCCCUUUGACGGACAGAACCUGAAGGAACUGAGAGAGAGAGUGUUGAGAGGGAAGUACAGAAUCCCUUUCUACAUGUCUACAGACUGUGAAAACCUUCUCAAACGUUUCCUGGUGCUAAAUCCGAUAAAACGAGGCACUCUAGAGCAAAUCAUGAAGGACAGGUGGAUCAAUGCAGGGCACGAGGAAGAUGAGCUUAAGCCAUUUGUUGAACCAGAACUGGACAUCUCAGACCAGAAAAGAAUAGAUAUUAUGGUGGGAAUGGGAUAUUCACAAGAAGAAAUUCAAGAAUCUCUUAGUAAGAUGAAAUACGAUGAAAUCACAGCUACGUAUUUGUUGUUGGGGAGAAAAUCUUCAGAGCUGGAUGCUAGUGACUCCAGUUCUAGCAGCAAUCUCUCACUUGCUAAGGUUAGGCCAAGCAGUGACCUCAACAACAGUACCGGCCAGUCUCCUCACCACAAAGUGCAGAGAAGUGUUUCUUCAAGUCAGAAGCAGAGGCGGUACAGUGACCAUGCUGGACCAGCUAUUCCUUCAGUUGUGGCAUAUCCAAAAAGGAGUCAGACCAGCACUGCAGAUAGUGACCUCAAAGAAGAUGGAAUUCCCUCCAGGAAACCAAGCAGCAGUGCUGUUGGAGGAAAGGGAAUUGCUCCAGCCAGUCCCAUGCUUGGGAAUGCAAGUAAUCCCAAUAAGGCAGAUAUUCCUGAACGUAAGAAAAGCUCCACUGUGCCUAGUAGUAAUUCAGCAUCUGGUGGAAUGACGCGGCGGAAUACUUACGUCUGCAGUGAAAGAACUACAGCUGACAGGCAUUCAGUAAUUCAGAACGGCAAAGAAAGCAGCACUGCUCCUGACCAGAGAGCUCCAGUUGCGUCCACACACAGUAUUAGCAGUGCAGCCACCCCAGAUCGAACCCGCUUCCCAAGAGGCACUGCCAGUCGUAGCACUUUUCACGGCCAGCCCCGGGAGCGGCGCACUGCCACGUAUAACGGCCCACCUGCCUCGCCCAGUCUGUCCCAUGAAGCCACACCGUUGUCGCAGACUCGAAGCCGAGGCUCCACUAAUCUUUUUAGUAAAUUAACUUCCAAACUCACAAGGAGGGUCAUCACAAGGCUGUCCCAGGCCUCCCCAUGCCUUAGCUCCUUCCCUGGAGACCGGGCUGCUUAGUGUCAACUGCUGCUUCGCCCCCAGGCCCUGUGCGCAGAGGGGAUGUGCAGAGUCAUGUCUGUCCCAGCUCUAGUCACAGGCAGGACGGUCAGCUCUGUGUCCUUACACUUUGGUUUGUGAUGGGCUCUCCAAGCAAAACCUUGCAUGUCAUUAAAGCCCUUGAAUUUAUUUGUCUCCUUUGUGCUGUUUUUCUGGUCAUCUUAAUACUAUCAUUGAUAAAAGUAGUAUCAACCACCAUAUACUGCGUGCUUACUGUGCACUGAGAUAAACAGGUGUCUGUAGACUGAUAGAUACAGAAAUCCUCGUUUUACAUGCGUAAAUAUGAGUGUGUAUACACACACAUUCUGUCUAAUCCCCACAAUCUGCCCUGUGAGGAGGACAUCCCAUUGUGUAGAAGAGACUGGAGAUGAGGUUCAGAGAGAUUAAAGCACACGGUCAAGAUCCUGCAGCGAAAGAGUCCGUGUCCCCACAGGAGCCCGGUAUGUAGUGCUCCCUGGUAGACGACCGCCAAGGACUGUUACAGGCACGAGUCCUUCUCCUUCAUUUUCUAAUUAAAUUUAUUUCAAGUGUUUGAAUUGAAAUUAGAGACUGAGGUUUCUUGUUAAAAAUAUUCUGGUGGGGGGGAUCAUCUUAUUAUUCAGCUUCCACCCCCACAUUUUGCAGAAAGAUCAUCUUCUGUUUGUUAGUUUGCAGUCCAAGGGCUGUAGUCCCCUUGGUCCUGUGCUUCAGUUGUAGUCGGUUCAUUCCUAAAAACACUCGGGGUCCUUGCUGCUGCCACGUCUGCUUCUUGCCCUCCCCUAACGACAGUUGCCAGGAUUAAGGGGCUAGCACCUGAAAGGUCCGGUGUUGGCACUGAGAUGCCGCCAGGGAGACCUGCCGGGACUUGGUGGGAAGAAGGCUGGUAUCAGAAGGCUACACUCUGCUCCUAGCAGGGCCCUGCGUGUUGUGUGGCUUCAGAGAGCUGUGGCUCUGCGCCCUCUGUGGGCAGAGGGGGCGAGGCCUACCCCCCAGGGCCUGGCCGCUCCUCCCCACCCCCGGGGACCUGGCCACCAGCUCGGCACAUACUCAGUCACCCAUACCCUGCGAGCGGAACAGCCUGGCCUUGCUGGCUCGUAAGGAUCCGUCCCCGUGGAGGAGGGUGAGAGCUCCAGCCCUGCGGCCGCCUCUUCUUUGUACCUGAAGGGAUUUGUAGGAGGAAAAGUUGAGAAAGGCAGCCCUAUGAUACCUGACUUUCUCAGGUAGAAAAUUUGGAAAUGAGAAUACAUUUUAAAGACCUUUUAAUCAAUUUUCAAUUAAAAUAAUCUUUUGAAGUAUACUGCCCUGUAUUUAUGUAGUGUUUAAUUAUUUACAAAAUAUUUUCACAUGCAUGAUCUUUUCUGUGUGUAGCCCUGCCGUGUACUACUUUUGAGCUGAUUAUGAAGUGGUUGACGGUUAUCUACAGCAGUUAGAUACUUUUAGAAUUGGUUGGGAUCUGAAGCAAUGCUGAAGUCAUCCCGAAUUAGGGGGGAAAAAUUAGGGGAAGGAAUGUAUUAAUUCAGUCACUCAGCAAAUACUUACGUGUGCCUCCUGUGCUCAUAGACCGAGUUCUAGAAAUAGUCUGAUAGGCCAACCUGUACUUGCCCAGGAGUGCUGGUCACAUGAUCAUACAAGCCUGGUCCACAGUUUGAAGUUCUUUGUGUCAUACUCUGUUCAGUACAGCCUCCUUUAAGCAUCUUCUUAAAUUGUUUUUAACUAGCAGAGUCACUUCUUUUAAAUGCAACUUUCCAGUUUAUUACAUAAAAAUAAAACCCCUACUCUUGUCAUUUAAUUUUCGUUCAUUUUGGUAGCUAAAACUCUGAAAAGUCUACUUCAUUUUAAACUCCCCAUAACUUACUAGAGUGCUGUAUGUCAAGUGUAUUAAAACUGCAAGGGGAAAAAAAAAACCUCCAGAAACUUUUUUUUUCUUAAAAAGUGAUUUAUAUCAUACCACCGUGGCAGAGGUUCUGUUAAUGUUUAAAUCAUCUUCCUGAAAUAAGUAAUAAUUCCCUUCAUAGAUAUUUUAUAAUGAAAUUUUUAAUUUUUCUAUAUAAGGUGAGAUUUUGUUCAUAAAGUAUUCUGAAGAAAAUUGAGAAAUGUUAUUACUAAUACAUUGCAAAUGACUUUAACACAAGAUGUUGAAUUUUGUUGGCUCGAGGUAUAUCCAUCUGAAGAACCUUUAAUUACAGCUGAUGUCAAUAUUUACUGCUAAAUUUUUUCUUGCAAGCACAGAUUUUUUUAUUUUUCUGUUAAAAGAUCACAUGCCACUUAUCUGCGAUGAUUUUUUCAUCAAAUGUCACAGUUUCACUGUCGGACAGGAGGGGAGCCCCAUUUUACUUGCUGUUUUUUGUUCUCUGUAAUUGACUAUUUAACUUGUGGAAGUCAUUUUUGUUAAUUUUUUUUCUUUGGCUU
This is a messenger RNA of Camelus dromedarius (Arabian camel), 4963 nucleotides long. RefSeq names its product microtubule affinity regulating kinase 3 (gene MARK3). Gene Ontology annotation, cellular component: plasma membrane; cytoplasm. Gene Ontology annotation, molecular function: ATP binding; tau-protein kinase activity; protein serine/threonine kinase activity. The transcript is spliced from 16 exons. Bases 626 to 2536 code for a protein of 636 amino acids. Gene Ontology annotation, biological process: microtubule cytoskeleton organization; protein phosphorylation; intracellular signal transduction. NCBI's taxonomy places the organism in Eukaryota, Metazoa, Chordata, Mammalia, Artiodactyla, Camelidae. The record is from RefSeq and is a predicted model, not a curated record.